Messenger RNA from Gadus chalcogrammus (walleye pollock), 926 nucleotides. Its product is annotated as tumor protein D54-like. Lineage: Eukaryota; Metazoa; Chordata; Actinopteri; Gadiformes; Gadidae. The coding region runs from base 133 to 753 and encodes 206 amino acids. Gene Ontology annotation, cellular component: cytoplasm. The record is from RefSeq and is a predicted model, not a curated record. The transcript has 9 exons.
GUUGCCAGAUUGGGACCGAUUUUCCGCCCAAUCUGGCAACCCUUGCUGAGGGGCGCUGCGAUUGGACAGUAGCAGCACGCAGCAUUUGUAACCCUCUGCGUUGUUCGAAGACGUCAAGUGAAAGAAUCAAGAAUGAACCGGCAAGGUUUUGGUGGCAACCCAUCGAUGCACAUUCAUCCGGGGACAACGAUUAGAUCUUCUGAUCUAACAGAAGAAGACGUUGACGAGCUGAAUGCUGAGUUAACAAGGGUGGAAGAUGAGAUCCAGACUUUGCGACAGGUUCUUCUGGCAAAAGAGAAAUAUGCAAUGGACAUCAGGAGACAGCUAGGCACGACGCCGCUUAACAACAUCAAGAACAACCUGGCCAAGGGAUGGCAAGACGUGCAGACCUCCACCCCAUAUAUGACAGCCGCUACAACUUUAGACGACAUCAGUAACUCCAACGCAUAUAAGAGGACCCAGGAGUCGCUCUCCUAUGCCGGCCAGGUGACCACUGCUGCUCUGUCUACUGUGGGAGUUUCCAUCACCAGGAGGCUUGCAGAUAUGAGAACUCUAGCCCUUCCCAGCUCAGCCCGACCCCUGGCCCACAGCCUCAGUGUUCCUGCCAUGAGACCCUCCUCGACUUUCAGGUCUUUUGAAGAAAUGGUUGGCAGUGUUAAGGAUAAGGUGGCAGGUGGUCGAGGAGACGGAGGAAACACGUCAGGGUUUGAGAAGCCCUCUUCCCGUCGCACCUCGAGGGACGGGCCCUUCUGAGAGCGGAGCAGAGGAUGGACUGUUUGUUUUGAGAUAAUCUCCUUGAUGCGUUGUCUGCAUCCCAGCUAACAAUCAGAGAUUCUAAAAGUGUUCAUUCAGAUUAUAAGUGAACAGUAUAUUAAUUAGUCAAUAAUAUAUAUGAAGGAGUUAGGGUGUGUGUUUGUGUGUGUGUG